Molecule: messenger RNA, 914 nt
Organism: Cuscuta europaea
Lineage: Eukaryota; Viridiplantae; Streptophyta; Magnoliopsida; Solanales; Convolvulaceae
Source: the annotation of a GenBank genome assembly
UUUUCGCCUGCUUAUUUGUGAUAUUAGGUUAAAAAAUAAAUAAAAUACGAGACCUCUUAUUCAAGCGUAAUCCCAUCCAAAGCUUAUAGCCUAAUCUCCGAUAAAAUAAUCAGAAAUUUAUUAUUUGUCUGGUUCUAGGUUCAGAGACAGGGCAGUUUAUUUGUGGGAACCAAUCAAGAAGCAUCAAUGGAGGAGAUAACGGAGGGAGUCAGCAACAUCAACGUUAACGCCGGUGAGCUUCAGAAGAAGAAUCGCAUUCAGGUCUCCAGUUCCAAGAAGCCUUUGUUCUUCUAUGUCAAUCUCGCCAAGAGGUAUAUGCAGCAGUACAAUGAGGUGGAGCUUUCUGCUCUUGGAAUGGCUAUUGCAACGGUGGUCUCUGUGGCUGAAAUCUUGAAAAAUAAUGGAUUUGCUAUUGAGAAGAAGAUUAUGACAUCAACUGUUGAUGUCAAAGACGAUUCAAGAGGAAGACCAGUUUCAAAAGCCAAAAUUGAGAUAAUGCUUGAGAAGAGUGAGAAGUUCGACGAAAUAAUGGCAGCCACUGCUGAAAAGGACCGGGGUAAUGGAGAAGUGCAAAGUUAAAUUCACUCUCUAAUCGUGUCGCAUUUUCAUUAGAAGUCCGAUGAAUCAUUGGUUGAUUAGAAGUUUAGGUUUUGGUGUUUUCUUUUAUGUCUUGUGCCAACAAAUGACAAAAAACAUGCGGAGAUCCUAAGUUGGCUUUGGCUGUUAAGCAAAAGAAGUGGUUACAUUUUGAACAUACAUUGUCUAUGAGUCUUCUUCAUCGAAAUUCAUAUGUGUUUAUACAAAUUAAAGAAAUAGAGAUUCAGUUGUAAUUGGUUUAUGACAAAAUCGUAAUUUGGUUUGAACUGUAAUUGGAAUCUCCAAAACCUGAAAACCCAAGAUAGAUUGAUAUUCUC